Messenger RNA from Cotesia congregata, 630 nucleotides. NCBI's taxonomy places the organism in Eukaryota, Metazoa, Arthropoda, Insecta, Hymenoptera, Braconidae. The record is from the annotation of a GenBank genome assembly.
AUGUCGUCGUCGGGUGAUUUUGGUAACCCGUUGCGGAAAUUCAAGCUUGUGUUUCUUGGUGAACAAAGUGUUGGAAAAACUUCACUUAUAACACGGUUCAUGUAUGACAGUUUUGACAAUACUUAUCAGGCUACGAUAGGAAUAGACUUCUUGAGUAAAACGAUGUACUUGGAGGACAGAACAGUUAGACUGCAAUUAUGGGACACCGCGGGUCAGGAAAGAUUCCGUUCGCUGAUCCCAAGUUACAUUAGGGAUUCAACGGUCGCCGUUGUAGUUUAUGAUAUCACCAACGCGAAUUCAUUUCAUCAAACAUCCAAGUGGAUUGAUGACGUGCGGACAGAGCGGGGCAGUGAUGUUAUUAUCAUGCUUGUUGGCAACAAGACGGAUUUAAGUGACAAACGGCAAGUUUCUACUGAAGAUGGUGAACGUAAAGCUAAGGAAUUAAAUGUUAUGUUCAUCGAAACUAGUGCUAAGGCAGGAUAUAAUGUUAAGCAGUUAUUUAGAAGAGUUGCCGCCGCUCUACCUGGCAUGGAUUCCACUGAGAAUAAACCUCCAGAAGACAUGCAAGAAGUAGUUCUCAAGGACACACCAAUUGAGCUCAAAGCCUCCGAGAGCAAUUGUUUAUGCUAA